This is a messenger RNA of Eutrema salsugineum, 504 nucleotides long. RefSeq lists its product as uncharacterized. NCBI's taxonomy places the organism in Eukaryota, Viridiplantae, Streptophyta, Magnoliopsida, Brassicales, Brassicaceae. The record is from RefSeq and is a predicted model, not a curated record.
AUGAAGGAUAUGAAGAAGAGAACUGUAAGGAACUUAAGCUAUAUAACAUCUGUUCGGACCUUGAAGCAGGCGAUAGCUCUCCAUAAAAGCAAUAUUGCACAUAGCAAAGAGUUUCUUACGCCAACAACACUUGAGGACUCUGAUGACCAAGAACUUCUACAGAGUAUUGAGGCUUUUUGUCGGAGUUUGAAGAGAAAACAUAUACCUGGAGUGGAAGAUUUUGCUGUCUCACACACGACGGGUAUUGGAGGAAUGAGAAAGACUUUCGAAGAUUGCGCUAAAGUAAGACUCUUGUUAGAGAAUCACAAGAUUUCGUUCCGAGAAAGAUAGGUUCUGAUGGAUUGUGAGUUUAAAAAGGAGAUGUGGAGGUUACUUGAGGAGAAAGUUACACCUCAUAGGCUCUUCAUCAAGGUAAGCAGUAGGUACAUUGGUGGAGCAGACGAAGUAGUGGCUUUGAACGAGAAUGGCAAGCUCAAGAAGCUUUUUUGGAAUUCCUUGAGCUGA